Messenger RNA from Myxocyprinus asiaticus (Chinese sucker), 5939 nucleotides. It is a transcript of the gene stat1a, whose product is annotated as signal transducer and activator of transcription 1a. The record is from RefSeq and is a predicted model, not a curated record. The coding region runs from base 176 to 2425 and encodes 749 amino acids. Gene Ontology annotation, biological process: defense response; response to peptide hormone; type I interferon-mediated signaling pathway. The transcript is spliced from 25 exons. Gene Ontology annotation, molecular function: DNA-binding transcription factor activity, RNA polymerase II-specific; RNA polymerase II cis-regulatory region sequence-specific DNA binding. Lineage: Eukaryota; Metazoa; Chordata; Actinopteri; Cypriniformes; Catostomidae.
CCACACACGCUCUAUGCACAGAUUUGCGUUCUCGAGUCCGAGAUAAACGACAAUAACAGGGAACUGGCCUGUACUUCCUAUUAUUUCUGCGGAUAUAGAAGAAAAAUAACAUAUAUCGGUGGAUUCUUGGUUUAAGUAAUCGCAUUUGGAUAACUGGGCCCACAGAGUCGCAGAAAUGAGUCAAUGGUUGGAGCUUCAGCAACUGGAUUCGAAGUUUUUGGAACAGGUGGACCAGCUGUACGAUGACAACUUCCCAAUGGCCAUCCGCCAGUAUCUCAGCAACUGGAUAGAGAGUCAUGACUGGGAACAUGUUGCUAACGUGGAGAAUGAAUCCCUGGCCACUGUAAGGUUCCAUGACCUGUUGACCCAGCUGGAUCACCAACACAGCCGCUUCGCGAUGGAGAAAGACUUCCUGAACCAACAUAACAUCCGCAAGAUCAAACGGAACUUGCAGAGCCUCUUCCAAGACAAUCCUGUUUCCAUGGCAAUGAUCAUCAGUAGGAAUCUUAACGAGGAAAGGAAGAUUCUGGCUGCUGCUCAAACGUCAGAGAAUCGAGCAGAGAGCGCCCAAAACGACAUGAUCGUUGAGAAACAUCGAGAGUUGGAUGGAAGAGUGAAAGACAUAAAGCUGAAAGUACAGGAAACAGAGCAAAUCAUCAAAAAUCUUGAGGACCUGCAAGACGAAUACGACUUCAAGAGCAAAACUCUCCAAAGCAGAGAGGAUAUGAACGGGACCAUUUCAAAAGAGGACUUGAAUCGUGAAAGAUUGGUCAUUUGUGCCAUGUUUAUGAAACUCAACGACAUGAGAGCGGGUGUGAUUAGUCAGAUGUCGGAAGUGUUGAAUCUCAUGGAUCAGGUGGUGUUCGAGUUAAUCUCAUCAGAACUGGCUGAGUGGAGGCGUCGUCAGCAAAUGUCCUGCAUUGGUGGACUAACUAAUGUCUGCUUGGACCAGCUACAGAACUGGUUUACUUCCAUCGGAGAGUCUCUGCUUCAGCUCAGACAGCAACUGAAGAAACUUCUAGAACUGGAGCAGAAAUUCACAUCCGAAAAUGAUCCCAUCACUUACAGCAAGAGCACUUUGGACGACAGGAUAAUGUCAAAUCUCAAAACUGUCAUUACAAACUCCUUGGUAGUUGAGAGACAGCCAUGUAUGCCGACCCAACUUCAAAGACCGCUGGUGCUGAAGACGGGAGUUUUGUUCACUCUCAAAAUCCGGCUGCUUGUAAAACUUCAGGAAUUCAACCACACAGUUCGAGUAAAGGUGCACUUUGAUAAGGAUGUCGUUGAGAAACGGAAAGGGUUUCGUAAAUUCAACAUCUUAGGAACAGCCAUGAAGGUGAUGAACAUGGAGGAAUCCAAUGGAAUGGCAGCAGAAUUCCGUCACUUGCAAUUGAAAGAGCAGAAAGUUGCUGGAAACAGGACCAGUGAGGGCCCUCUGAUCGUCACAGAAGAACUUCACUCCAUCACAUUUGAAGCAGAACUCUGCUGGUCUGGACUUGUCAUGAACUUUGAGACCACUUCUCUGCCCAUAGUCGUGAUCUCAAACGUCAGUCAGCUACCCAGUGGAUGGGCUUCCAUCAUGUGGUACAACAUGCUGAUCUCUGAGCCCAAGAAUCUUUUGUUCUUUGUGAAUCCUCCUCCAGCCACAUGGUCCAAUCUGGCAGAGGUAUUGAGCUGGCAGUUUUCAUCCAUCACCAAAAGAGGGCUCAAUCAAGAACAGCUAAGCAUGCUGGGUGCUAAACUCCUGGGUCCCAAAGCAAUGAUGGAUACCGAAGCUCAGAUUCCUUGGAAUAAAUUCUGUAAGUCUGGCAGUGAGAAAAACUUCACCUUUUGGUUGUGGAUUGAAGGAAUUCUAGACCUUAUAAAGCGACACCUGCUGAGUCUGUGGGAUGAUGGGUGUAUAAUGGGGUUUGUGACUAAGGACCGAACUAAAGCGUUGCUACAUGACAAAGCUCCUGGGACAUUUCUGUUGCGCUUCAGUGAGAGCAAUCGCGAUGGAGCCAUUACGUUCAGCUGGGUUGAACAUGACGCAAAUGAGGAGCCACAAAUUCGGUCAGUGGAGCCCUACACAAAGAAGGAACUCUCUGCUGUCUCACUUCCCGACAUCAUUCGGAACUAUCGUGUGAUGGCUGCCGACAAUGUCCCAGAAAACCCUCUGCGCUUCCUCUACCCCAAUUUACCCAAAGAUGAAGCCUUCAGAAAAUACUAUUCCAAACCUGCAGACAAACAAGAACCAAUGGAUGUUGAUAAGAAGUCAGAUGAGGGCUACAUCAGCACCACCCUCAUCUCCAUCUCUGAAAUGAAAACAGCAGAAUACAACGACACACUCAUGCCAAUGUCACCUGAGGUUUACGGCGAGCUGGAGCGCAUGAAUCAGUACAUUGGAGAUAUUGGAUCUUUGGAGUUGCGGACAGAUUUCCAAUAAGUGAUUUGAAAGGACAGACGACUGGCAAAAAGUAGAAGACUUUUCUUCAAUAUUUGUAAUACCAUAAACAAUACAAGAACAACAAGUUGAAGAACAGACAUAGACAUAUAGGUAGACAAUAGGCAUUGCUAUGUUUCAUUAUAACACUGAGAAAUUUCUUGGAAAAAAACUGUAUACUUGCUGUCCUCUAAAACAAAAAGAAAACAAAAAAGAAACACUUACAGGAAUACUUCACACAAAUAUUAAAAUUCAGUCAUGUCCUCACAUUCAUAUUGUUCCAAACCUGUAUUCUUCCAUGCACCACAAAAGGAGAUAUUAGGCAAAUGUUAGCCUCAGUCAGCAUCCAUUUUUGUAUGGAAAGAGAUGCAGUAAAAGUGAAUGGUGAUUGAGGCUGUCAGUCCCUAACUGGAACAACAGGAGGGUGAGUAAAUUAUGAUUUUUAGUUUUGGGGUGAAUUAUCCCUUUAAGUUCAUAAUAAUGCUGUUGUUACCUCAGUGCUAAAUCUAGCAAAUAAAAACAACUUGUUAAUGUGAUGCAGGGAAGUGUAUAAAUAGCACUUCAUUUAUCUUUGCUAAUAUGCCAAGUAAUGAGAAAAAAAAGUGAGAGAAAGUGAGAGAAGGGUGAAUCUUACAAAACCUGUCAAGAACAUACAUACAAGUAAUACUUCACCCCAAAAUCAAAAGAAUAAGAAAUUCGAAUUGCUUGUUGCAUUGUCUCAUUUUCAUUACUGUAAUGCGGAAAUAUUUUUUUUAUUUAAAUUGUGAAGCAUGCCUAAUUUUAUUAUAGUAUUCUUUUCAAUAAUAUGGUAAAACAUUACUUUGUUACAGUAAUGAGAAUCUAAUCUGAAAUUGAGAAAAACAGACACAUUGUAAUAAUAUAUGUAAAGAUUAAGUUUUGUUAUGAGAAUUUUAUUAAAUAAUAUUUUACAUAAUUUUAACAUUUUGGAUUUUGGGGUGAAAUACUGGACAUGUUUUCGUGAGAUUUACCCGAAAAGAAUUAAAUUUAAACUUUUAAGCUGUUAGGUGUUUAUUUUUUUUAAACACUGUCUCUGUACAUGUGAAAAAAUCUGUUUUCCUGAAAUUGUUCUUGCUGAUGCUUUAUUUGUAUUGUGUCCACUUUAUGUUCUUAUAUGUACUUUUAGUUAUUUCCACUUUUGCACUGGAGUGUACUGCUUUGUUAAAUUACAGGGCAUUAUUUGUCUCGGAUUAAUUUGUCGAGCAUUGAAUUUUUUUGUGAAUCCCUUAGAUUUAAUUGCCUUGUACAACUAUAGAAUUGUUCGUCAUAGACCAACAAAAUAAAAUAAAAUAAAACAGUAAAAGAGCACUUAAUCGACAUACAGUAGAAUCGUGUUUUGAUAUGAUAAACAUUUGAAAAGAGCAGAUAAAUGUACACUGAUGAUCAAAAACAUUAUGACCACUCACAGGUGAAGCAAAUAACGUUGAUCAUCUCCUAACAGUGCCACAUGUCAAGGUCUGGGUAGAUUAGAUGGUAAGCGAACAAUCAGCUCUCAUAGUCAACGUGUUGAAUGCAGGAGAAAUGGGCAGGAGUAAAGACCUGAGUGACUUUGAGAAGGGCCAGAUUGUUAUGGCCAGACAACUGGAUCAGAGCAUCUCUGAAACGGCAAGGCUUGUGGGGUGCUCCCGGUCAGCAGUGGCGAGUACAUACCGACAGUGGUCCGAGGAAGGACAAACCACAAACCGGUGAUAGGGUGUUGGGCACCCAAGGCUCAAUGAUGCGCGAGGGUUAGAACCGACAGAAGGUUUACUGUGGCACAAGUCACAGAAAAUGUUAAUGAUGUUACGGGAGGAAUGUGUCACAACACACAGUGCAUCGCACCCUGCUGCGUAUGGGGCUGGUUAGACGCAGACCAUCAGAGUACCCAUGAUGACCUCUCUCCACCGUCGAAAGUGCCUACAAUGGGCACGUGAGCGUUGGAACUAAACCUUGGAGCAGAGGAAAAAUGUUGCCUGGUCUGAUGAGUCCCGUUUUCUAUUACAUCACGUGGACAGUCAUGUUCGUGUGCGCCAUUUACCUGGGGAAGUGAUGGCACCAGGAUGCAUGACUAUGACAAGCCGGUGGAGGGAGUGUGAUGCUCUGGGCAAUGUUCUGCUGGGAAACCCUGGGUCCGACCAUUCAUGUGGACGUCAAUUUGACAAGUGCCACCCACCUAAACAUCGUUGCAGACCAGGUACACCCCUUCAUGGCAAUGGUAUUCCCUGAUGGCAGUGGCCUCUUUCAGCAGGAUAAUGCGCAUUGCCACACUAAACACGUUGUUCGGGAAUGGUUUGAGAAACAUCUUGAAGAGUUCAAGGUCAAAGAGUUGGCCUGGCCUCCAAAUUCCCCAGAUCUCAAUCCGAUUGAGCAUCUGUGGGAUUUGCUGGACCAACAAGUCCGAUCCACGGUGGCUCCACUUCGCAACUUACAGGACUUGAAGAAUCUACUUCUAAUGUCUUGGUGCCAGAUACCAAAGGACACCUUCAGGGGUCUUGUAGAGUCCAUGCCUCAGCGGGUCGAGCUGUUUUGGCUGCACGCGGAGGACCAACAGCAUAUUAGGCAUAAUGUUUUGGCUCAUCGGUGUAUAUUCUAAAUUGUAAACGUUAUGAAAACAUCUGCUGAAUGUUGUUUUAACAUCCAAUAGCGAACGUUUAAAACACAAAUUGCACCUUCUGUAUUAAAAUGCAUACAUCGAAUAAACGUGUGAUAUCAGGGUUAAAAAAAAAAAAAAAAAAAAAUUGCAAAAACUAUUUUUAACUAGAGUUUAAAGUAUGUUUUUAUUUAGUAUUUUUUGUGUGGAAUAUAUUGAUCAGUUUUGACAAUAAAUUCAAACAAAUCUAGAACAUCUAUAGCAUUGCAUAAUAACAAAAUUGAAUCAAAGUCAAACAAUAUUUUACAACACGAUGCAGCACAUUCAUAGCAGUAAAUAACAAAUGUCGCAAUAAUUGCAACGGCUUUUUCCGCAAAAGUUUUAAACAAUGUAAUAAAACAUGACUUAAGUGCGACAUUAUACAAAUAAUUACCUACUUUUAUUACUGUUGUCGCGUCUUAAAGUCAUGUUCCUUCUGUUUAUGCUUCCAAUAAAUAACACAUUUCUUGUAGUUUCACACACACACACACACAUUUACAAAACACACAUUUACAAUACUUUUACAGUAACAAUAGUGUCCCACUAGAAAAUAUACACAUUUCUGACAUCACUUUGGAGUUUUUUCAAGUAUACGCAUGUCUCUAAACUUUACCAUCAAUUCAGUAAAACAAUCAAGUGUGCUUGUAUGCAAAAAAUGUGUGCUUAUAGCCCAUCCAUCUCCAAAGGGACUUAGUUCAGAGUUACACAACUGGUGGGAUGUUUUAAAACCGCAUUUGACUAGAGCAGUGCAUUUAUUUUUCAACUUUUCACUCCAUACAUAAAUGAUACUAAUGCAUGUUCUGACAAUUAAACAAUCAAUUUAUAAAAAUUGUUGCUUGGUUUAUGUACACAACAUGAUCAUUAAAUAAAAUCAUGUGUUACAAUGGCUUA